Messenger RNA from Dioscorea cayenensis subsp. rotundata (Guinea yam), 640 nucleotides. RefSeq names its product calcium-transporting ATPase 10, plasma membrane-type-like. NCBI's taxonomy places the organism in Eukaryota, Viridiplantae, Streptophyta, Magnoliopsida, Dioscoreales, Dioscoreaceae. The transcript is spliced from 6 exons. The record is from RefSeq and is a predicted model, not a curated record. Gene Ontology annotation, molecular function: calmodulin binding. The annotation marks the transcript as partial.
CACGAAGCUUCCACGAAGCUUCCCGCCGUCUUUAUCGUGACGCGCGGGCGUUGCUUCCCCAUCAUUCACCAUCUUCACCCAGACCUUUUGCGUCCUUGCAACGCGAAUUCCGGAGCUGAGGAGGAACCUCGGCGGAGUUUCGCAGAGACUUCGGACGAUGGAGUCCCGUGGUGCGGCGGUGUCUCCUGGAAGGGCAUUGAGACAGUGGGAUGAAGAGCGGGGGAGUGAUGCCCCAGAUAAUGUGAUCUCGGAUGAUGCGUUUGAUAUACCUGCUAAGAAUGCUUCUAUUCAACGGCUUCGGAGAUGGAGGCAAGCAGCACUUGUGCUAAAUGCAUCCCGGCGCUUUCGAUAUACUCUGGACUUGAAGAAGGAGGAGGAGAAGGAACAGAUAAGGAGGAAAAUACGUGCACAUGCUCAAGUCAUUCGGGCUGCACUCCUUUUUAAAGAGGCUGGUGAAAAGGGUGGACCAGGUAUUUCUGGGGGAUCACCUAUUCUUCCUGCUGGUGGUCAUGGAAUUGCAAUGGAGCAGCUUACUUCAAUGACGAGGGACCAUGAGUUUUCUGCUCUUCAAGAAUAUGGAGGUGUUAAGGGCCUAUCAGACAAGUUGAAGACAAAUUUAGACAAAGGAAUUAUUGAGAUG